Messenger RNA from Salvelinus fontinalis (brook trout), 4764 nucleotides. RefSeq names its product protein Wnt-5a-like. The transcript has 5 exons. Gene Ontology annotation, molecular function: cytokine activity; frizzled binding. Lineage: Eukaryota; Metazoa; Chordata; Actinopteri; Salmoniformes; Salmonidae. Bases 1693 to 2832 code for a protein of 379 amino acids. Gene Ontology annotation, cellular component: extracellular region. The record is from RefSeq and is a predicted model, not a curated record. Gene Ontology annotation, biological process: multicellular organism development; cell fate commitment; canonical Wnt signaling pathway.
AAUCCACUGGAAUCCAAAUAGAUUUCAACCAGAUCUGUGAUUGGUGGAAAUACUUUAUAAACCAAUGAAUAAUGGUUAGCUGCCCCAGACUUCUCUCUCCUGAAAAAAAAAUGUGUGCAGCUUGUAGUCUGAAAGUCUGUUAAACAAUAAUGACACAGAAACCCGGAACACUUCGCCGUCAGACCUCCAUCUUGUUCAUGUCCAGUGUUCUGCGAUAACGUCCAUGUUCGGCGAUAAAAUAAUAGUUAUUCUAAUGACCAUAAUGCUUAUGCAUACAGUCCUGCGCAUGAUGAGAGCACUCUGUAUAAGCAAACAGUGUCGAACUGCUUGUCUUGGUUUUUACUGGGAGGUAACUCGAUCCCCUGCGUCUGAAAAUCCUAACUCGGCUCUGGCACGGAUAGACUAAUAGCCCCGGGUGCUUUAUACGUUUAUUUUAGGUAAUAGAGACGCUUGUUUUGUUACAGCCCGUUCCGCCCUUUUUUAAUAUUUUUUUUUUUUACGAUUUCACCUAGACGCAAAUUGCGAGUCUUUCCCACUUGGCCUACAUUCUUUGCCGUAGAAAGUUUAGUGACUUUAAAGAAGUGCUUUGGGAGAAAAUGUGAAGCGCAUGCGCCAUCUAGAAGUUUUCCCCCGCGCAUCGGGGCUAGGGUUUGCUAGUUUGAGAGAGGAGGCGACGAGGCAGGUGACAGAAGGAGAAGGAGUUGUUCUUCAACACACACACUAUCGGGCGGGGGUUAUCACCACGAGCGUACCUUCUCCAUCUCACACAGUACUGCUGUUUGGACUUGUCUUCCAGGGGCGAGCUUGGAGUGGAUUUGCGGCAAUUCGUGUCUUCCACCACUCAAAGUUGGAUGUGUUGAACGGACUUUUUGCGGGUAAAAUUUUUGUUACAGAGUAAAUCAACCGAGGAGUUCAGGAGAGAGCGGCGUAUUUCUGCAGAAUGGAGGAUGAAAUAACGGCAUCAGGUUUGUGGCGAGGAACCCUGCAGUGUGGAUGUUACCACAGGUAGAACACGCUCUGAGUUCAAGGUGUCACCGCUGUAGGAUCAUCUCUCCUCACUUAUCACCAGUUCAUGUGUUUACCUGCCCUUUACACACUAGUGCCAACCCGUCGGAACCUCUACAAAUCUGCAAGGAAUCUCGGAAGGAUAAAGCUACCGCUAUUAAUCCUCCCAACCAUCAAAAGAGCGUUGGCAACGGUUUCUUACAGCUGACGUUUCUGGCCACGGGCACUUGCUAUUUAGUUUCUUGUGAAUGUUUUAUUUGUCAUUAAGUGUUUACGCGGAUUCACGCCCACGUUUGUUAAAGGCUCUAAUUAUUCAUAGUGCUGUUGGACAUUGUAAAUAACCUCCGUCGUCUCUGAAAGAGCUCUCCUCUCCGCUGUCCCGCGCUCACGGAGCGCAUUCGUCGAUAACGGAUCGCCUAUGCCAGUCUUCCGACACUGAGCCGCAGGACUACCACGGUUACUGCCACCUUCCUCCAUUACACACCGGACACUAUCCCGUACAACCCCGAUUUAGCACUAACUGCUUUGGAUUGAAACCGACCUGAGCCAACGGUAUAAGUACAAGGAGUCUCUCGAGCCCACUACGGCCUUGGCACUGGAAUUAUUCCUUUAAUAAGCAUCUCACCAAAGUGGAUUAUCGUUCGUAAAGAAUUGUUUUCCGUGAGCUGAUCCAGUAACUGACCCAGCAUGUUGUUCCUGCGGCGACUGGUGCGUGUAUGCUGUCCCUCGGCACCGGCGGGGAGUGUAUUGGACUCCAGACAGUGUGUGUUCGCCCUCACACUGCUCACACUGCUCCUGCAGGUGGUGGUGGAGGCCAACUCAUGGUGGUCUCUUGCCAUGAACCCUCUGCUGAUCCCUGAGGCCUACAUCAUCGGGGCCCAGCCUCUGUGCAGCCAGCUGACGGGCCUCUCCCAGGGGCAGAGGAAGCUGUGCCAGCUCUACCAGGACCACAUGGUCUACAUAGGCGAGGGCGCCAAGACGGGCAUCAAUGAGUGCCAAUACCAGUUCAGACAGCGGCGGUGGAACUGUAGCACCGUGGAUAAUGCAUCCGUGUUCGGACGCGUCAUGCAGAUAGGAAGCAGAGAAACAGCAUUUACGUAUGCCAUCAGCGCGGCGGGGGUGGUCAAUGCCGUGAGCAGGGCUUGCAGAGAGGGGGAGCUGUCGAGCUGCGGCUGCAGUCGUGCUGCACGUCCCAAAGACCUGCCUCGUGAUUGGCUGUGGGGCGGCUGCGGGGACAACCUGAACUAUGGCUACAGAUUCUCCAAAGAGUUUGUUGACGCACGGGAGCGGGAGAAGAGCUAUGCCAAAGGAUCCUUCGAGAGUGCCCGGCUCAUGAUGAACCUACACAAUAACGAGGCUGGACGGAGGACGGUGUCGGACCUGGCCCAUGUCUCCUGUAAGUGCCAUGGUGUGUCGGGCUCCUGCAGUCUGAAGACGUGCUGGCUGCAGCUGGCAGACUUCCGCAAGGUGGGCGAGACCCUGAAGGAGAAGUACGACAGCGCGGCCUCCAUGAAGCUCAACUCGCGUGGCAAGCUGGUGCAGCGGGACAGCAAGUUCAACCCCCCCACCAGCCAUGACCUGGUCUACAUCGAGUCCAGCCCAGACUACUGUCUGUCCAACCAGAGCACAGGCUCCCUGGGUACUGUAGGCAGACUGUGCAAUAAGACCUCGGAGGGCAUGGAUGGCUGUGAGCUGAUGUGCUGUGGCCGGGGUUAUGACCAGUACAAGGCCCAGAUUGUGGAGCGAUGCCACUGCAAGUUCCACUGGUGCUGCUAUGUCAAGUGCAAGCGCUGCACCAAAACCGUGGACCAAUUCGUCUGCAAGUGAGGAGGAGGAGGAGGAGGAGGAUGGGAAGAGUGUGUGUUCGUGCAAGUGUGCAUGCGUGUGUGUAUCCAGAGAGGCGGAACAAAGGAGGCGAAGAGAGGAAGAAAGAAAAAUAAAAAACUAUAUAAAUUAUAUUUAUAGAGUUAAACAAUUAUACCGUUGCAGAAGACUGAUACUUUCUGUUCCAUGUAAUAGUUCCAAAACAUGUUAUGCCUUCCGAAACCGAAAAUACAGUGAAAUAUUUAUUUUCUGAGAUUAUUUGUGCCCGAUCAUCCAAAACUAAUUUUUUAUGAAUCCCCAGGCCUGGAGACCAGCAGUCAUUCUUUUUUAAACUCUCAAUAUGACCUAUAACAAGGUUCCCCGCAGGUGAUUUUAUUUGCCUCCCCCCAUGUUUUCUGAGCAAAACAAAAGACAAAUUAUAAUUUUCGUUGUUGAAUUUAAGACUGGGAAAUCACUGGGAAAUCAGCGCAAAUUUAUUUUUAAUUUAGGAAAUCUAUUCCCAAGUAUUCCUACGCAUGAAUAGAGAGAAAUGUGAUUAUAUUCCAAUGUAAUCAGGGUUAGAAAUGAUUCUGUUUUUGCCAAGUACUGUAUCUCUUUUGGAUUCUUGCGGUCAAUUUGCAGUGUACAAAUGAUUUAUAACUAUGUCAGCCCCCUCGACCAUCCGCUCAAGGAUAAAUGGGCCCACGGCUGAAUGUAAUUGGGGACCGCAGUCCUAUAGCUUAUAUUUGACUAGUCCAUUGGGUCACCAUGACUGUGAAACGGGAGCUUCUCUCCCGUUUCAUAACACUAUAUUAGUUAAAUGUUGUGGUUGAUGGAGAACGCUGAAUGCCCACAGUCUUAGCUGUUGAAUCUGGGGCUGCCGCUAAGAGGGGAAGGUUUACUUCCAUAUAUCUGUCUCUAUAGGGUGGUUAGACCUAAAUCAAACCUCCAUUGAACAUUGUUAAAUCUGUCUCUAUAGGGUGGUUAGACCUAAAUCAAACCUCCAUUGAACAUUGUUAAACCUGUCUCUAUAGGUAGUCAUUGGCCCCAUCCUAAAUCCUAACCCUAGUCCCUUAUGUUGCCUCUGUCUAAACCAAACAAGGGCCUAGGAAAGUGGGAGUAAUUUAGCUUGGGGUUAGUUCCAUCCUGUAAUGUAUCCCACAAGGCCUAGAUCUUCCAAGGUGCCCCAGCUAGUCCUCCCAAACACACUCAGCAUAUGCACUUUGACCCCGAGGCCUUACUCCGUCUGUAUGAUUUGUUUGUUUUGAGCUACAGUGUCUGUAAUAUACCAUAUUAUAGUCUACUUUCUCCAUAUUAAAACCCAUAUCCACUUAACAUAUAACAUGCUACUUUCAUGGUUUAAAUAUACAGUAUAUGGGCAAUGUUGUGGUUAUGAUGGUGAAAUCCCACAUGUUCUAUAUGGUAUAUACUAGGUCUAACCAACCAAUCACUUAUUAAAUUGUAUUUAUUUUCUUUUAUCCAAAUCUCUUAAGCUUCCAGAUAGCGCUGUGGGUUUUUUCUAUUUCAAUAAAUGCAUUUAAAUCCUACACUUUGUUACAUACAAUAUUUUCAGGUUACUUAUCAUUUGUUUUCACAUUUUUAAGGACAUGUUAAUUUGGUUCCGCGGCAUUGUUUUUGUAAAGGGAAUUGCCCCUUGUUCUAAAACACCUGUUCAUUGUGUUACCCCUGUCCAAGCCUUCACAGACGGUUCUAGCCUUCACUUGUUGCCACAAACUUGUUAAUACCCCUCAGCUCCUCCACACUAGCCCUGUGAUCAUCUUCAUUAAAACAUUUUUGCUAUAUGUUAUCAAUCCAAACUGUAUAUUUAUUCUCUUCGCAAUUAAUUGAGAUUUGCAAAACAUAUUUCUUAUAGCUGUUAUUUUGUUUUGUUUCUUUUUUAAAAUUGGAUCGAUGUGCUACUUUGUUUCAAUAAAUAUUCUACGUAAACCUGCUGAA